AUGUCCUCCACCAACGGGACGGUUCUUGUCUCUGGCCCCAACGUCAUCCAGACGCAGGACUUCUACGUCAAGGCUGGCGUCCUUCACCCCUUCAUCAUCGGCUCCAUUGCCGUUAUCACCCUCUUCGUCUACCUCCGCUUGGGCAGCAACCGCUCCAUUGCGCCCUUCACCGUAUUCGACUGGGUCGUCAAUGUCGCCCUCGGCAGCACCCUCGCGGGCAUCGUCAACGGCAACUCCCUCGUGCGCGGGCUCCUCGCGCUGGCCACGAUGCUGACCUUCCAGUACCUCAUCUCCAUGUUCUGCACGCGCUUCGAGCGGCUCGAGUGGCUGGUCCAGGGACAGCCGCUGGUGCUGGUCUUCCGGGGGAAGAUGCUGCAGAGCGUGAUGCACAAGCACCGCAUCUCGUGCGGCAACCUGAACGCGGCGCUGAGGCAGAACGGGGUGGCGAACAUCUGCCUGGUGGAGUGCGCGAUUGUCGAGCCGAACGGGAGCAUCAGCGUAUUCACGACGAAGGAGCUGGAGAACGCGGGCGUGAGCCCGGAUACGCUGUUGGCGGUGACGGCGUAUAAGGCGCUGUGUGAGCAGCUCGAGGAGACACUGGGAUCCGGCACGGACGGAGGCAAGAACGAGGAGGAAGCCGGCAGGGACCGCGAUCACGAACGGCGACGCGCAGAAUCCGAACGGCGACGCGCAGAAGCUGCCAACAGGGACCGCAAUCGCGAACAGCGACGCGCAGAAUCCGAGCGGCGACGUGCAGAUCAAGCCGAAUACCAGUCAAGAUCGACCACGCUUAUCGAGUACAUCCGCGAAACCCAUCGACUCCUUGAACUGAAUGUCACCACGGAGUCCGACAAGAGUCUCACGUCCAAGGGUACUAUCACCAAUCCCCGAAGCAAGUAUGUGCCCUCGAUACUGUCCGCCUGGCGGAAUUUCUUGGAGACGCAGAGCAGGAUUCUAGGAAGACUAUACUCGACAUUUCCAGCCGACAGGAGAGCUUUCGAAAGCGUGGGAUUCCUCCAAGGCCUCGGAGAGCGUGUCGCAGGCAGGCCGGUCGCGAACGAGAAGGACCUCGAGCAUACCCAGCAGAAUAUCGUCGAAGAGCCCGUAGCGAAGAUCAUCGAGAUCCUCAGGAGCGACCAUACGACCCUGCGUCAAUUCGACCUCGGCGGCGGCAUAGUGUUCGACAACCACCCGAAUGGCCUUAGCGAUGGCGCCGAAGGGCCGUCUCAGCGGCGUGCACGCCACAAAGGGAACCAACUCUAUGCCGACCAGAGAACAAGCCACUACACAAACACAUCUUCGUCUGGGUCUUCGGCGAUGAUCCGAAUGCAAUACGGUCUUCCACACCGCAACACAGACGACAUUGACCUGGUCGUGCAGCCAACGGACAGUAUCACCGCCGAGAGCAUAUCAACGUGGCUCUUACAGAGCUAUCCGACGGCAUUCGUGACAAAGUCUGUUCAUGGCGUGUUGGUUCCGGCUCUGAGGUUCCAGCGAUCCGAUGGAUCAGUGAAAAACUUUGAAAUCGAGAUAUUCGACGUCGGGGCCUGGCCUCAACGUUCUCAGUACGAUCUCAGCAACCCCGCCAACGAGGUCGUUCGGAUCCUCAUCUCUGGGUUCGAAGUUCCUGUCUUUAGUGCUCGGUGGCUUCUGAGGGAGAAGAUCGUUACGGCCCUUGAAAGGCAAGGAAGCAGGAAAGAACGCACGGACUUGGAAGAUGCGUGUGCUCUUGUCCAGGUUGUCGACAUAACCAGUCUCGACUUAACAGGGCAUGCCGAAGCCGUCCAGCAUAUACUGACUAAGAAGCCUGACUACCGUCAGCAGCUGGAGCUUAAGAUUAUUUGUCCGGAUGUUCUAGGGCGUUCGUGGACAUGGAAUGAGAGUGCUGGAGUAUACUGGCGCCUCGAGGGGGACCAGCUGCGUUACAUGGACGAUGAGGUGAAGCGGCACAAGUUCAAGUGGGAGGCAACUGCAGGAGUCCGGUACUUCAAAGUAAGUAGCGGCACAUGGUACUACAACGGCGAUGAUGGCGACAUUGCCUUCUGGGGUUGA
This is a messenger RNA of Emericellopsis cladophorae, 2052 nucleotides long. RefSeq names its product antigen. The coding region runs from base 1 to 2052 and encodes 683 amino acids. NCBI's taxonomy places the organism in Eukaryota, Fungi, Ascomycota, Sordariomycetes, Hypocreales, Bionectriaceae. The transcript has 3 exons. The record is from RefSeq and is a predicted model, not a curated record.